AGGCCAUGCGAUCACUCGCUUUCUCUGGAGUCAUUUAGAGCCGGAAAGGCGCCUAGAUACCGCGAUACUUGCGGGUAUCCUGGAGCUGGACUCUCCUGUUCUUGCCACAUUUGACUGAAGAAGGACAACGGGGUCAAGGUUUGAGGACUGACAGAUUCUAGACCCAGGCUUCCUCAGCCCCCAGAAAGCCACCAGACCUCACAUGGAACCAAAGGCCCCAUGCCCAGCCGCCGUCCCCUCAGAGGAGAGGAAGUUCCGUGUUCUUGUGGGCGUCACUGGCAGCGUGGCCGCUCUGAAGCUGCCUCUCCUGGUAUCUAAGCUGUUGGACGUUCCUGGGUCCCUCCCUGCCCGCAGGCUAAAAUAAGUGAUGAAGAUGCCAACCGUGCCACAGUCAGGAGAAGGGAGACUCUCAUGGCUGCCCUCUGCUUCAUGUGCCCCAGAGCUGUUGGCAGAAGCUGAUCAGAUAGAGCCUGGAAGGCAGAAGGCCUGGAGAGGGGUUUUGACGUUGUCACUGCCCCCUGGGGAGAGAGUCUCUCAAACAGUUCGUUUUCCCAUAGCCCCAGAGCAAGUGAGUUUCCGGGUAGGAGGAUGGGGGUAGGGAGUCCUAUCCCAGGACACAGAUGGGCAGCCUCAGAGCACAAGGGAAUGGCAACACCACCACUUCCUCCUAGCCCACGCAUGUGUGGGGGUGUGAGGAAAGGACUGCCUGCAGAGUAGUGGCUCCACCUACCCCAGGCUUUUUUAGCCUGGGCCCCUGGGAGGGAGGACAGGCUGUGUCUGGAACAGGCCUUGGCCCGUUCUUUCUCUGGCUAGGGUUGGAGCCCAAGUGAGGCAGCCAGAGGGCACUGACCUGUGGAGGCCUCUCCUUCCCUUUACUCUGGAGAGCUGGCCUUUCUUGUUUCCAAGUAGGGAUGAUUCCUCCUGCCCAUCCCCCAGGUGUGGAGAUGGAGGGCAGAUGGCACAGUUAGACAGCAACUUGGCACAGGGCUUGACACGUGGGAGCACUUAACAGUGUGUGUUUCCUGCCUGGCACUUCUCUUCUGCUAUAUGUAAGGGCCUCUGGGCCAGCACACGGCUUGAGGUACUGAGACUGCUGAAACACCAGCACGGGAGAAGCCCCUGGAAUGACAACCUUUGCAUUUGUGAGGGUCCCCAGGCCGUCAUUCUGCAGGUCGGCCGCUAGCUGAACCAAGCUUUGUCCUGUAGGGCUCCGAGGUGUUGUAAUGCCCUGUGGGCGUAGCCUGUAGCUUGUCUGAUGGACACUUCUCUCCCUUCUCCGUACUCCUCCCUUCAGUUGCUCCCCUGGGGGACUGGGCUUCCCAAUGCCCCUUUUAUAUCAGGGUCUUGGUCCCUUGGAGCAGUCACCCUCAGCUCUUUGCUGGGGCAAUCAUUCAUGUGAACAAGGUUUCCCCCAGUUCACUUGAGGACAGUCAGCUUAUGAAUGGGCAGUAAGCACCUGGGCGUGGGUUGUGGGUAGCUAGCCAUUCUACACACAUACAGCUAGUGUGGCAGCAUGUGUGGGUGUCCUGGGAGAGCCUCAGACCUGGAGGCUGUGCCAUCACACCACAGGUAGGCCAGAGAGAUCAGAGUGAGGCGGGGAUAAGUGCUGGCCUUAGCUGAUGACCGUAUACAUAAAGUCACCUGCAAAGGAGUCCAGGAGCCUUUUUGUGAGGCAGAGGAGUGUGCCUACAGGACCGGGAGGGACAGUUCUUACUGUAACCCACCUGUAAGCCGAGCAUUGGGACCAGGGGGUGAGGAUUUAAGGGUCAGCCUCAGCUGCAGGAAUAGAAAUGUGGCUCUGGUGGUUGACUGCGUGCUGCUAGGGACAGAGGCCUGGAAAUUGUGAUCUCCAGCCCACGUCAAACCAAGUGUGCUAGUGCAAGCCUGUAGUACUAGCACAGGGGAGACAGAAGCGGGAGACUUGGCAGUUCAAGGCCAUCCUCAGCUACAUAUCCAGUGUGAGGCCAGUCUUGAAAACAGACAAGAAGGAGGAGGCAUAGAGGUUUCACAACCCUGGGACCCUGAGCAAGUUUACUUCUGUUUGUGUUUCCUUUCUCAGCCUUAGUUAUCCACGCAGUGAAGAGGAGGCAGGUAGACAAGGGGUCUCUCCUGAGCAUCUCUUUGGCACUGGUGUUAGAAGAUUCUAGAUGUGACAGCAAAAGGGACCAGGACAGAGGUCACCCAGGAGGAUGUUUUGCAAAUCUUUAAUUGUCAUGUACUUGGACAGCAAUGCCAUCCAGGUUGUCAACUCAGAUUUUACACCUUGGCAGGAAGUCCGGCUUGAACCUUUCAGACCAGUGUGGUGGAAACAAGACAGACACCAUAGUUGCUUUUCAGGGCAAGUGGGAGCAGGACUGAACACCAAAGGGAACAUCCCCCACAGAAGGAGUUGUGGUAGUCCUUGGGUUUACAAGAAAGAUAAGUUUCUAGCAUAUCUAUCAAGACACUUGGGGCUGAAAACGAGAAAGGAGGACCUUGCUCAUAGGUAUAUGAAAUAAAUUCUGCCUCUCCAGACAGCUUGUCAAUAUAUAGAAAAAGUGUAAACGCUCAAUAGCCUUCACUUCACUCACAGAGUUAAAUCCCAUGGUUGCAAAAGCUCACCCGAGUACGAGGAUGCCCACUGUAGUAAGUAUUGUUGAUGAUUUCAGAACAAAACUGAAAACAAGCUGAAAUCUCUGUGCACAGCUCUGGCACGCCCACGGGGCAGCCUCCAUGGGUUCUUGCAGUGGUCUGGAACUGCAAGAUCGCUUGAAGUGAUCGCUUCCUACUGCUGUGCAGCACUCCGCAGGGUGUUACCAAAGGGCAGGUCACAGUCCAUGCCCCAGGAAGCCAUCCUCAGCAAGAUUACAACAACAAGACCGUAAUAGUAAAAAGUGGAAAAGAUUUAUUCAGUCUGGCCAUACUGGGAAGGGGCUAAAGAGAUCCCUUUCCCUCCAGAUCUGUCUUCCGGGCCUUAAAGUGAGAUUUCUAUUUAAAUAGAGGACCCUAGAUUUGCAUAUCUAAGCAGUUCCAGCUGAAGUGCAGCCUGUGCACAAUCCUUUCCCCCUGGCUAGCCCAGGCUUUAAGCUUUCUCUUCUCCCAGCAUGAGGCUCCUGGGGGAGUUCAAUUACUUGGGGCUCUACUGUUUGAGCAGUUUGAUAGCCAAAAUAAUAUCUCUUCAAAAUAUCUUACUUUCUGCCAGGCCGGGUAGGGGGCUAGAAGUGAAGUAAACCAUAGAGCAGAUGGGAGCGUCCACAGGCCGUCUGGGCCUUAGCCUCUUUUUGUAUAACCUGCAACUAAGAAUGGUUUUUAAAUGCUUUCCCUUUUUUUCCCCCAGCGCUAAGAAUCAACCCCGCAAUGGUCUCAUGUAUGCUAGAUGAACAACCCCCUACUAAACUGCAUCUCAAGCCUCAGUUUUUACAUUUUAAAAUAGUUCAUCAAAAGUAGCUUUUAAAAGUGGUAUUUUAUGGCUUAUAAAAGUAUCAGGGAUGGUGGCACAUGCCCUUAAUCCCAGCAUUUGGUAGGCAGAGGCAGUUAGAUCUCUGUGAGUUCAAGGACAGCCUAGUCUGUAUAGUAAGAUCCAGGCCAGCUGGGUUACAUAGUGAGAUUCAGUCCACAAACGAGCAAUCAAACAUGCCAGGAAUGGGCUGGGGAUGUGGUUCAGUUGGUCAGGGGCUAGCCUACCAUGCUGAGGUCUAGCUUCAACCCCUAGCACCACAUAAUCCCGGCAUGUUCCUGUAAUCUCAGCACUCAGCAAGCAGAGGCAGGAGGAUCCGAGGUGCAAGCUCGUUUUCAGCUACAUAGCAAGUUUGAGGCCAGCCUGGGCUACAUGAAACUUUCAGAGGGGUAUGGAGAGGUGGUGAAGAGCCAGCCUGUUCCAUCUUACUCCUAAAAACCAUCUUAUAGUAAAGACUAACUAGGUUCAGUCCUGUUUAUGAUUAAAUCUGUUUCUCAAGGAUUGGGCUGUGCCCCACCUGUAACCUUCACUACAAAUGGUUCUAUACUGCCUGUUCCAGGAAUGGCAAUCAUGUCUUUGUUUCAAAAAGUUAAUAACCAUCUUGGACCCUACCUUUGUUUCUAAAGGUUGUUAUGGUUGCCUUGUUAUGACUACCUGUUGUUAUGUUCCUCUUGUAACUGUGUCUUUCAGGAACCCGUGCAAGACUAACUUGUUAUGGCUAUGUCCUGUUCCUGAAACCUUGCCUAUUUUGCCCUCCAAAUCCCCCAUUUGUAAACCCCCUACCCUAGAACUAUAAAAACCUCACCUUCCUCACCUCCGAUGCUGUCCUCUCGAACCUGCCUUAAGGGAGGCAAGCAGGCAGCCUGUGUACACGAAUCAAAAAACUUGCUUUAAUUAAUUGCUCACUUUAAUUAAUUUGGCCAUGAGGAUUUGCAUCAGUUGUCUUUCUCUUCCUAGCUUUGGGAUUAGCAAUGGCUCAGUGACUUCAAGCACUCACUGCUUUCCCAGAGGACCUGAGUUUGUGUCCUAGCCCCCAUGUUGGGUGACUCACGAGUGCCUGUAACUCCAUUUCCUGGAGAUCAGCCCAGCCGUCUGUGAAUGCCCACGCUUAUAUGUACUGUGAUAGUGUGCGCAGGGUCCUUUGGAGGUGGUUGUGAGGGAGAUGGACUUCAUUUUGUGUCAGGGUUCUCUACUGCAUGUCCCAGUCAAGAGGCCCCAUGCUAAAGCUUUGAUGUGUUGUCUCACCACAGGAUAAGCACAAGGCAGACGGGGUUUGGGUGCUGUUCCCCAUACUCGAAGGCAUUAGAAUACUUGGCCACAGUUGGUGGUGCUGUUUGGGCAAUUUAGGAGGUGUGGUCUUGCUGGAGGAAAUAUGUCACUGGGGCAGGCUUUGAGAAUUCAAAGAUCCCUCUCAUUCUCCAUUUGUUACCUCUGGUUCUUGCUUGUGAUUUAAGAUGUGAGCUCUCAGUUUGUUCCUCCUGCUGCUAUGCCUGCUGGCUGCUCCUCUAUAGUAAUGAUGAGGGACUCUUACCAGCUGGAGGAACCAGCAGCCCCAAUAAACCCUUCCUUCUCUAAGUAGCUUUGGUCAUAGUGGUCUAUCACAGCCAUAGAUUAAGUAACUGAUGCAGGGGGUAUUUCCUCUUUCAAGUCCUUUGCUCCUGUGGGAACGUUAUCACAUGCAGGCGAGAGACUCCCCUCUCUGCCUGUGCGGAGACUUCAAAACAGUGCACAGAGCUGGUUCCAUUAUUACCAUGAGUUCUUACUGGUUAAUGUUUUGAGUUCAUGGUUCUCUACUAGAGCAGCCAUGUCUCUAGGGACCCCUGAACAAUGUGCAGAGACAAGUCUUGGUUACUAGUAGAGAGCAGGGAUGGAGGCCAUGGGAUUGUCUCACACUAUGACUGUGAAGUAUAUCUACAUAGGUUUCUUUGUUCUCUGCCAUAGCCUGGACCAGACUAGGGCCCUAAAGUAGAGGCAUCACUGAGAAUUCUGUUUCCAUUGCCCUCUCCCUCCCCCAUCUUUCCAGAGACCCAGAUUCCAGAUUCAGCAGAGAAAAGGAAACCAGCCUCGUGAACUGGUUUCAGGAAGGAAUCUCUAUAAAUGCUAGACACAAUGCAGACAGCUUAUGCAAUCAUGUCUGGCCAGGCUUCAGUCACAUCGCACAAAGAAGUACCAGUUAAAAAUACUUGAUACAAAACCUAAUCUUCAGAGGGAUCUCGGUAGGGGACCAAGCACAGAGCUGACUCUCGGGAGUUAUGCAGUGUGGGGGAGAUUUAAUGCACAGCUCUAUUCCACCAGGACCCACAGGAUUUCAGAGAAAGCAUGGGGGGGGGGGGGUUCUGCCUUCAGGACGUUUUCUGCCCUGCCAGAACGCCUUAGCAUUUAUUGCCUGAUGUGAAUGAAUGAAUGAAUAGUAUAUAGUGUGGUGUGGUGUGUGUGUGUGUGUGUGUGUGUGUACAUGCACAAGUGUGCACGUGUGUGUGCAUGUGUGCAUGUGCUGAUCCAGGACCCCCCCAACCCUUGGCACUCAGGACCUUUUUGCUAAGUGAAUGAAGGUGAAAGAACAAACCCGACAGGGCUGAUGAGUCAGAUCAAAUGGCAUCUCUUUAAAACCAGAGAAACUAGCCUGGGCUUGCCUGUUAGCACUGGGGGUGGGGAAGGGCAUAGGGAAGCCCUGCCUAUCAGAUAUACGCCACAUUACUCCUUAGGUGAAUACAUUCCCCCCAGGAGGUUCCCUAGCAGCGAGGCUGUAUACCUUGGGAGGGUAGCCAGAGUGUGGACUGGCUAAGAAGUAGUGCAAAAAUCUUGAAGGAAAGAUCUCAAGUAGAGUUGUUGCUUAGGGUAGGAGCCCUAAAGGAUGAUCCAGGUCAUCUGUGGAUCCAGGCUGACCAGGAGAUCCUCUGGAGGUGGCAUGUUUGUGGAAAGGCAACGUGAAGGCACUGGGGUAUUGAAGGAUGUUUGGAGAGGAAAGCAAGUGAGGCGCCAGAGGAAGCCAGGACCCCCUAAGCAAGAACAGUACCAAUUUGGGAUGAUUCCGAGCUAGCCCUAGGUAGAGUCUUUCCUUACAGCUGGCAGAGGCUUUUGAGAUUAGAGUGGAGUCCUUUGAUCUUCAGAGAGUAGCUUUCCAAGGAGGCUUACAGCGGAGAAAGUAUAGACCCAGUGUUCACAGAUGACUGGGAAGUUCUUAGAAACGGAGGGCGAAAAUCCCUUACUGCAGUGUGUUAAGUCUGGGCUGCAUGAAACCUUGUCUUAACAACCACAAAGCAGGUGGCGUGUGCCUUUAUUCUCCACACUCAUGAGACAGAGGCAGGUGAAUCUCUGUGAUUUCCAGGUCAGCCAGGACUGCAUAGUCAGAAUGCCUUAUUAAAAAAAGAAAAGAGAAGAAAAGAAACGUGAGUUCUGUAGGGCUCACUGGGAUCAGGCAUGGUAGGACCAAUUUUGUUG
Mus musculus (house mouse) is the source of this 6877-nucleotide messenger RNA. RefSeq names its product phosphopantothenoylcysteine decarboxylase (gene Ppcdc). Gene Ontology annotation, cellular component: phosphopantothenoylcysteine decarboxylase complex. Gene Ontology annotation, biological process: coenzyme A biosynthetic process. The transcript is spliced from 4 exons. Lineage: Eukaryota; Metazoa; Chordata; Mammalia; Rodentia; Muridae. The record is from RefSeq and is a predicted model, not a curated record. The coding region runs from base 203 to 364 and encodes 53 amino acids. Gene Ontology annotation, molecular function: identical protein binding; catalytic activity; phosphopantothenoylcysteine decarboxylase activity.